UAACCUUCCUUCCUUUCCUCUUCACGCAACAUUUCUUUCCUUUUUUUUCGCAAACCCUAGCAGCGGCGACAGAUUCUCUUCGAGCCAGCGGCGGCGGCGGCAGACUUCGGCUUGUCUUCUCCCACUUUGUCUUCUUCGAACCAACGGCGACAGACUUAUCCCUCUUCGUCUUCUUCGAACCAGCAGCGACGACAGACAUCUCCCGCUUCGCCUUCUUCAUCGACGGCGACAAACUUCUUCUGCUUCGUCUUCUUCAAAUCGGCGGCGACAACAAGCUUCUCCACCUCGGGCCCUUGGAAUCAUUGGCAGCAAGCUUCUCCAUCUCGGUUGGAGUCCAACUUCAAGAGGAUCUCACUUUGGGAUGGAAUUGACUGCUGAAGUAGCUGUUACUGCUGACACUAAUGUUCAGGUUUUAAAUAGGAAACUGGAGCUAGAUCGAGUUUAUUCUAAAUUAGGUGAAAAGAUUACCGGAAUCUUUAGAGACUACAUGACAAAGGUUACCGAGUUUGAGGAGCUAGCUGAUGUGGGGAAGAGGUUUCUUACUGGAUUUCACAGGGUAACAGCAAUGUUUAGGACGGUUGAACUUCAGAAGACUUCAAACAACAUCAGUAGGAUAAUUGAUGCUAACUGGAAUGAACAUAUGAAAACUUAUGUUGAAGCAGGGUGCAAACAACAGUCACAAAGUGUUCAAAAUAUGUAUAAUUCUCACUCUUGUGUUUUGGGAUUGCGAGACAAUUUGAAGAAUGCUGAAGCUUUGCUCAAUGAACUUGAUUGCCUAAAGGAAGAUGCAAUUGCUGUCACAGAAGCAGCAACCAAGAGUGCUACGGCUUUGGAUGACUCUUUUUGUGAAGAAAUGUUAAAAGAUAUUUCCUUUGAGGUAAACAUAAAUAGGAGGCAUCUUAAGUUUCUUUUCGCGUUUUACAUUUAUUAG
This is a messenger RNA of Zingiber officinale, 931 nucleotides long. RefSeq lists its product as uncharacterized. Lineage: Eukaryota; Viridiplantae; Streptophyta; Magnoliopsida; Zingiberales; Zingiberaceae. The transcript is spliced from 7 exons. The coding region runs from base 362 to 931 and encodes 189 amino acids. The record is from RefSeq and is a predicted model, not a curated record.